CCUCCACCCCCUCACCCGCCCCUCCUCUGGGCAGCCUGCUGCCUUUCUUGUCCUUCAAAUAUAAACACCAGAAAAUUACCUAGAUAUUCUUUAAAUCCCUCUUCUCAGAAGAUUCCUUUGGCUCAAAAAGAGAGGAAAACCCCACACUGCUAUCAUGGCAGGGAAACCCAUUCUUCACUACUUUGAUGGACGGGGCAGAAUGGAGCCCAUCCGAUGGCUCUUGGCUGCAACUGGUGAAGAGUUUGAAGAGAAAUUCAUGAAAACUCGAGAAGACUUGGAAAAGUUAAGAAAUGAUGGGAGUUUGAUGUUCCAGCAGGUGCCCAUGGUGGAGAUCGAUGGGAUGAAGCUGGUGCAGACCAAAGCCAUUCUCAACUACAUUGCUGCCAAACACAACCUCUACGGGAAGGACAUAAAGGAGAGAGCCCUAAUUGAUAUGUAUACAGAAGGUAUGGCAGAUUUGAAUGAAAUGAUUAUUUACUACCCAUCCCUUCCACCUGGAGACAAAGAAGGAAGACUUACCCAAAUCAAAGAGAAAGCAAGAAACCGUUAUUUUCCUGCCUUUGAGAAAGUGUUAAAGAGCCAUGGGCAAGACUACCUGGUUGGCAACAGGCUGAGCAAGGCUGACGUUCACCUCACUGAACUUCUCUACCACACAGAAGAGCUGGACUCCACUGUUCUGGCCAACUUCCCUCUACUGAAGGCCCUGAGAACCAGAGUCAGCAACCUGCCCACAAUGAAGAAGUUUCUGCAGCCUGGCAGCCAGAGGAAGCCCUUUGAUGAUGAAAAAUGUGUGGAAGCAGUAAAGAAGAUUUUCAGUUAAAUGAGGCUGACAUAGAGCCAUAGCACAUACAAUACAGGGCUGUAUUCAAAAGAUGAUCUUGAUUACUAACAGGCUAACAAAGUUUCCCCAAAUUUAAAUUAGAAAUGAGCUAUGCAGACUUCUUUGCAAUGCAGUCUAUUUGGUUUUAGUGAGGUUUAUAACCAUGAUUACUUCUUGGCUAUCUCUUUAAUUUGGAUAGAAUGAAAAAGUUUCUUAAGCUCGAUCUAUUAAGAAAAACUGCCUUAUAUCAUCUGUCAUGAACUAUCUCAAAGAAUUAAGUAGAAAUUUUCAUCUGACAUUCUGCUUAGGCAAAAAUAUAUAUUUUUUUGUUUUGUGUUUUGCUUCCUUUCUCACCAAAACACUUUAAAAACCACCUAUAAAGAAUCA
This is a messenger RNA of Ictidomys tridecemlineatus (thirteen-lined ground squirrel), 1207 nucleotides long. RefSeq names its product glutathione S-transferase alpha-3. Gene Ontology annotation, molecular function: glutathione transferase activity. Gene Ontology annotation, cellular component: extracellular exosome; cytosol. The record is from RefSeq and is a predicted model, not a curated record. Gene Ontology annotation, biological process: xenobiotic metabolic process; glutathione metabolic process. Lineage: Eukaryota; Metazoa; Chordata; Mammalia; Rodentia; Sciuridae.